Messenger RNA from Helianthus annuus (common sunflower), 1836 nucleotides. RefSeq names its product BURP domain-containing protein 5. NCBI's taxonomy places the organism in Eukaryota, Viridiplantae, Streptophyta, Magnoliopsida, Asterales, Asteraceae. The transcript has 4 exons. The record is from RefSeq and is a predicted model, not a curated record. The coding region runs from base 166 to 1713 and encodes 515 amino acids.
GCAAUAUGGAUGUGAGGUGGUAGUAGCCCAUAUCUAUAACACGUUCUUAAUUAAUUUGUUGAUAAGUGUUGUCACGCAUCGUUCAGCUCCAUUUUCCAGUCUAUAAAUACUUCAUCAAAUCCAAUCUGCUUCAAAGAUCAUCAAAUCUACCUUCGGUUCUCUCAGAUGGAAUUCAAGCUUCUCCACGUUUAUGUACUUUUUUCUCUAGCACUUGUAGGAAGUCAUGCAGUGACUCCUGAAGUGUAUUGGAAAUCUGUAUUGCCAAACACUCCUAUCCCAAAAGCAAUCAAGGAUCUUUUAUACUCUAAAGCAUGGGAUGAUGGAUUGGAAAAAGUUUCCACAAGUACCGCAUCCAAUGAUGAGGUAGAAGAUGAUUUGAAGAAAGUUCCUUCCGUAUCAUCCAAGGAUGCGGUAGAAGAUGGUCUUGAGAAUACUGCUUUCUUUUACGUCGCACCCAAGGAUGAGGUAAAAGAUGAUCUUGAGAAUACUGCUUUCUUUUACGUCGCACCCAAGAAUGAGGUAAAAGAUGACUUGAAGAAAGUUCCUUCCGUAUUAUCCAAGGAUGCGGUAGAAGAUGGUCUUGAGAAUACUGCUUUCUUUUACGUCGCACCCAAGGAUGAGGUAAAAGAUGAUUUGAAGAAAGUUCCUUCCGUAUCAUCCAAGGAUGCGGUAGAAGAUGGUCUUGAGAAUACUGCUUUCUUUUACGUCGCACCCAAGGAUGAGGUAAAAGAUGAUUUGAAGAAAGUUCCUUCCGUAUCAUCCAGGGAUGCGGUAGAAGAUGGUCUUGAGAAUACUGCUUUCUUUUACGUCGCACCCAAGGAUGAGGUAAAAGAUGAUCUUGAGAAUACUGCUUUCUUUUACGUCGCGCCCAAGGAUGAGGUAAAAGAUGGUCUUGAGAAUACUGCUUUCUUUUACGUCGCACCCAAGGAUGAGGUAAAAGGUCAUCCCCGGAAACUUCCUAUCUUUAAUGGCUCAUGCAAGGAUAAGGUAAAACAUCAUCACCAUUAUGAUGCAUCCCAUAAUCACCAAAAAGAUAACUCACUUGCAAAACCUUUCUUAGAAAAAGAUUUGCAUGAAGGCAAAGAAUUCAAGUUGUAUUUCAUGAAAAAUGACCAAAAAACGGCAUUUCUACCUAAAAACAUCUCUGAUUCGAUACCCUUUUCAUCAAAAAAUCUUCCCGAAAUCUAUAAUAAGUUUUCAGUUAAACAUGACUCAAUGGAAGCCAAAAUGAUGAAGCAAACAAUUGACAUAUGUGAACACAAAGGCGUCGAAGGUGAGGAAAUAUUUUGCGCAACUUCAUUAGAAUCCAUGGUCGAUUUCACUACCACAAAAUUAGGUAAAAGGGUCAAAGCUCUUUCAACAGAAGUAUACACUAAAGAACCUACCCCAUCACAAAACUACAAGAUCGAGUCAGUCAAAAAGCUUAUAGCAAAUAAACUCGUGGUUUGCCAUAGGCUAAACUACACCUAUGCUGUCUUUUAUUGUCACAUAAGCGUUGGUACCGAGUCUUAUGUGGCUUCUUUGGAGGGUGCUGAUGGUACCAAAGUGAAAAUCGUCGUGAUUUGCCAUACUGAGACCUCAAAAUGGGACCCGAAACAUAUAACAUUUCAAUUGCUUAAUGUUACUCCAGGAAGUGCAACGAUUUGCCAUUUUCUACCUGAAGAUCAUGUUCUUUGGGUACGCUCUAGUAAAAACGACACACUAUAUAUGUAGCUAGUGUGUGAUGGUGUGUGCUUUAACUAUGACCGGCGAUGAUGCUACGGAUUUUAACUUUGGUUAUGUUUGUGUGUUGUAUCAGUUUGUAUUGAAAAUAAAAUAAAAUUGUCCUUGUGAUUA